Molecule: messenger RNA, 1333 nt
Organism: Pungitius pungitius (ninespine stickleback)
Lineage: Eukaryota; Metazoa; Chordata; Actinopteri; Perciformes; Gasterosteidae
Gene: tm4sf4
Product: transmembrane 4 L six family member 4
Exons: 5
Coding region: 364-972 (202 amino acids)
Cellular component (GO): membrane
Source: RefSeq, a predicted model, not a curated record
CAUGCAGUCACAGGCGGGUGCAUGUGUGUUUGUACAUGUGUGCGUGUGAUUCUGUCGUAUUACAGCUAACAGCUAUAAAAGUGAGGCAGCGAGGGGGAUGUGGGCUAUAAAGGCUCAAGUAUAGCAUCAAACAAAAAAGAAACAGGAUAGGUGAGGCGGACUGGUUCACUAAGAAGAUUCAGUAGGGCUGACAAAGCUUUUCAAAGAAACAACCGAGCGUUAGAGCUGUAAGGAGAACUUGCAUGGUGGUGUUACAAAGCGAGACAUCCUUGCUCUGUCAGAUUGAAAGACCCCCGCUAGUUGGGUUUUGAGACACUUCCAAGAGUUGUUCCUUGCAGAGUAGAUUGACGUAUCCGAGUCAAAAUGUGUUCAGGCAGCUUUGCCAAGUGCCUGGGGAUCAGUCUGAUGCCUCUGUCCAUUGUGUGUGUGCUGUGUAACAUCCUGCUCUUCUUCCCCGGGGGAAAAUCUGUGGACAGCGAUCACAUCACAGAAGAAGUCUGGUAUUUUGGAGGAAUUCUGGGAUCUGGAGUGUUGAUGAUCUUCCCCGCUCUGGUCUUCCUGGGUCUGAAGAACAAUGACUGCUGCGGUUGCUGUGGCAACGAAAGCUGUGGCCGGAGAUUUGCGAUGCUGAGUUCCAUACUGUUUGCAGCUGUGGGUGUUGCAGGGGCUGGUUACUCUGUCAUAGUUUCGGCUGUGGCCAUAAACCAUGGACCCGUGUGUCUGUUCAGGAAUAACGUCACGGAGAACAUAUGGGGCUUUCCUUUCUCAAAUGGUGACUACCUGUCCAACAAAUCUUCCUGGGAGACGGUUUGUUUGGAGCCGACCGGCGUGGUGUCCUGGCAUGUGUCUCUGUUCUGCGUGCUGCUGGUCAUGGGUUUAGUCCAGAUGGCACUGUGUGCUGUGCAGGUGGUGAACGGCCUGCUGGGAUGUCUGUGUGGCUCCUGCUGUGGAGGGAGUGAUGGAGCUGUCUGAGAGUCAGCAGGCGCCUGCUUCUUCUGUUCUGUUCAUAGAGGAUGACAAUAGUUUCUUGCUUGAUGCCACAGCUCUGAGUUUUUGCAUUGAAUGUAUGAACAACACUGUUGAAAUGACAGUGUGCCGAUUCAAAGGGGUUCCCCUUUACUCUCUAGCAAAUAUUGAUGACUUUUUCUUUUCAUUGUUCCAUUUGAAAAUGCAUUUUUUGGCUGUAACCAAUUUCCAACACUAUUUUACCACUGCAGAUUUUUUUGGUCAGUUUUUUCUCUGCCAAGUCAGUAAACAAAGAUCAUAUUGUUGGUUUGUAAAGCAGAUGGGAGCAUUAAAAUGGAUGAAACCAAGAUAUUGCUUUCAAUGUGGU